CCCUGAAGACGACUAGUUAGUCGAAACGUCGACCAAAUAAACGGUUCCAUUAAAACAAACCUGUACAGCAAAGCACUGUGAAAUCUUAAGUUACUAGAAAAGGCCGCGUGAACUUUUAUGAUAUCCACAAAGAAGUUGAAUAAAAAAAUGAAGAUGAAGAUGGUGGUAAUGAUGGUGAUGGUGAUGAUAAAGAAUAAGGAAGUGAUGGUCAUGAUGAUGAUGAUAAUCAUGAUGGAGAUGAAGAAGAAAGUGAAGGUGAAGAUGAACAAGAAGAAGAUGGUGAUGUUGAAGAUGAUGAAAAAGAAAGCCUUCUCUUCACAGUCGCAGGAUUCGUACAGAUGA
Haemonchus placei is the source of this 342-nucleotide messenger RNA. NCBI's taxonomy places the organism in Eukaryota, Metazoa, Nematoda, Chromadorea, Rhabditida, Trichostrongylidae. The record is from the annotation of a GenBank genome assembly.